UAAUUUCUUCAGUUGUGCCCUUUUGUCUGUGCGGCAUAAAUCAGAAGCGUUGGAGGAAGGCCUAAAGACAAAGAGAAAUAUGGCAGAUCUAUGUGCCUUCCUCUUUCCCCCUUCAACAUUUGCAUUUGGUAUGUUCAAAACACAGACGAUAGUGGGAAUCUAUUUGAUAUUGUAUUUCUUUGACAAAUGGAUGGAUUCAUUACAAUAAUACAAUGGAUGGAUGGAUGAAUUUUAUCAAUCAAUUUUCAGAUAACUUUAAAAUCUAAAUCACUGCUAUUCGUGUUAAAAUUGUUAUUUCGCAGGAUCACACCGUAAAGCCAUGGUCACUAAUUCAGAUCUUCUGAUCGUUAUUUGAUCUAACAGGGCGUAACAUUUAACGAUGAAGGAUAUCUACAAGUCUGACGAACUCACCAUCCCCGAAGGUGUCAAGGUCUCUAUCAAGUCCCGUAUUGUUACCGUUGAAGGUCCUCGUGGUACUCUCACCAAGAACCUUCGUCACUUGAACAUUGAAAUCACCGUCGUUGGUCAAAAGAUCCGCUUCGUUGUUCACCACGGUCUCCGUAAGCACGUUGCCUGUAUCCGUACCGUUCGCUCUUUGGUCAACAACAUGAUCGUUGGCGUCACCAAGGGUUUCGAAUACAAGAUGCGUUAUGUCUAUGCACAUUUCCCCAUCAACGUUAUUAUCAAUGACGCUGCUGAUGCUGUCGAAAUCCGUAACUUCUUGGGUCAAAAGGUUGCUUUCCACGUCAAGAUGCGUGAAGGUGUUACCGUUGCCUCCUCCAAGUCUCAAAAGGAUGAACUUAUCUUGACCGGUAACUCCCUCGAAGCCGUCUCUCAAUCCGCUGCUGAUAUCCAACAAUCCUGUCUCGUCAAGAACAAGGAUAUCCGUAAAUUCUUGGAUGGUAUCUACGUUUCUGAACGUAAUGUUAUGGAAACCGCUUAAAUUAUCUCACAAUAAAUAAAACAAGUGAAGAUCCUUUUUCAGGGUCUCUUUACUUUUUUUUGAUGUGAAAUGGAAGUUGUGUUGUAGCUCACGGUGCUGAUUGUUGCAGUUUUUAAAAAGAUAAAAAAAGAUAAUGUUUUUCAGUAGCUUACAAUUAUUCACAAAAGAUCGACAGUUUGUUUCUUAAACUGGCAUGAAUUGAAG
Mycotypha africana is the source of this 1147-nucleotide messenger RNA. RefSeq names its product ribosomal protein L6, alpha-beta domain-containing protein. Gene Ontology annotation, biological process: cytoplasmic translation. Gene Ontology annotation, cellular component: cytosolic large ribosomal subunit; ribosome. The transcript is spliced from 2 exons. Bases 380 to 943 code for a protein of 187 amino acids. NCBI's taxonomy places the organism in Eukaryota, Fungi, Mucoromycota, Mucoromycetes, Mucorales, Mycotyphaceae. Gene Ontology annotation, molecular function: rRNA binding; structural constituent of ribosome. The record is from RefSeq and is a predicted model, not a curated record.